Messenger RNA from Lemur catta (Ring-tailed lemur), 7281 nucleotides. RefSeq names its product zinc finger GRF-type containing 1 (gene ZGRF1). The record is from RefSeq and is a predicted model, not a curated record. The transcript has 28 exons. Gene Ontology annotation, molecular function: zinc ion binding; helicase activity. Lineage: Eukaryota; Metazoa; Chordata; Mammalia; Primates; Lemuridae. Gene Ontology annotation, cellular component: nucleus; site of double-strand break. Gene Ontology annotation, biological process: double-strand break repair. Bases 198 to 6527 code for a protein of 2109 amino acids.
UUCGAAAGUGGCUUUUCUGCCGUCCGCGGCCGGAGUGAAGUGUUCGUCGGGGUUUCCUGGGAAUGAAGGGCGGAGAGGCAGGGGGACUUGAGCGACGUGGGGACGAAGGGACGGGGGAAUGUGCUCGGCGGUAUAAAGAGUUGAAUAACCACUGAUUAUUUUCUGGACCUGACUGGUUUAUAACUUAAGAAGAAACAAUGGAAAGCCAAGAAUUUAUUGUCCUAUAUACUCAUCAAAAGACGAAGAAGUCAAAAGUGUGGCAAGAUGGAAUUCUGAAGAUCACUCACUUAGGAAACAAAGCAGUUUUAUGUGAUGACAAAGGAACAUGUUUGGAGAGUGUAUUUCUUAAGUGCCUUGAGGUGAAACCUGGAGAUAACUUAGAAGGUGAUCGGUACUUAAUCACAGUCGAGGAGGUUAAAGUUGCUGGCAGCACAGCUAUUAAACAGGAUGUCGUUAAAGAAACACCUGAAUUAAACUCAAGGAGGUUUAUAUCCUCUGGCCGGUCUCUUGGAUGUCAGCCCGCUGGUUUAAAAAGGAAGUUUACUGGUUUCCAAGGACCACGUCAGGUUCCAAAGAAAAUGGUUAUUACAGAAAAUGGUGAAUCACCUACAUCACUGGAGGCUCAGAAACCUGGCCCUACUUUUUUUUCUCCAUUCUACAGCACACCUCCUUUGUUUUCUACUGUUGGCAAGAAAAAUAUAAAUCCUACAUCAACAGACCCUGAGAACAUUGUGACUUACAAGAACAGAGAGAGAAAUGGCAUGCCUUUUUCUUCAGUUCUUUCUGAUCCGUCCUUCAAGAUUAACCCAGAAAUGCUAUGUGAAGAAACUUAUUUUUGCUCUGCUAUCAGUUCUGGAAGGAAGCAGUCAGACUCUUUACUGACCAGUGAGCCUAAGAAAAGAGAUAAUUUGUCAUCUCACUGUUCAGGAGUUUCACAAAACAUCAGAAGCAAAGCACAGAUACUAGCUCUUCUGAAGUCUAAAUCCACUAGCACAUGUGAGAAACUAAAUUCUGAGAAUACAGAACACUUUCUUCCAAUACAACAAGAAACAUUGAAAAUUGCUACUAAACCAAUUCAACAGGAAUUAAUUCCACAGGAAGAAUGGGCUGAGAUGAAGAGCACAGGGAAUUUACACUACCGGCAUCCAUCAGAAAAUACCGUGAGAAGUAAAAGCCGGUGGGCCAUGUAUUUAUCCUCACAGAGUUCAGCUCUACAUUCUGCCGCAGGUGGAAAUGAUAUGGAAGGGAAACCCACGCCUCAGGAAGAUGAUAUAAAUUUGAAUUUGAAAGAACUUUCGGUGCAAACAAGGACACAGUUCUUUGAAACAUGUACCAAAAAGGGGAAAAACUAUAAUGCAGAUAAGCCAGUCGGUAACAAUGAUCAAUCCUGGAAUCAGGAAAUAAAAUUAGAAAUUCCUUCGUUCUGUGAAGGUGAUAGCUUGCAGGUUACCUGUAGCUGUCCAGACAGCGAUGGUGUAUUAUCAUCUGACAUUCAAGAAAAUAUUAAAAUACCUUUUAAUCAAAUUGGCACAAAAGGAUCCAUUCUCACUGGAGAAAAUGUUCAGGAGGCAAAUCCACGUGGAAUAUCAGAAAAAGAGUGCAAACAACCAGUAUCAUCUCUGCGAGAAUCGGAACAUCUACAAAUUGAAUCUUCACUAAGUAACAAUUCUAGGAUUCCUGAUGACGUUACAGACGUGUUUUCUAAAAGUAAUGCUGAUAAUGAAACUCUUAAUAGUAUUCAUGAAUCUGUAAGUGAUGUAACAGAACCGUUUUUGGAGGUAACUUUUAAUCUGAGCAAUUUUGAGACCAGUGACACGGAGGAGGAAUCAGAGAAAAACAAUAAAAUUUCCCACAAUUCAGACAGUUUGGUAAAAGAACUUUUGGUUAACAAUGGCAAUUCAUGUGUUGAAAAGAGAUGUGUGAGUAUAAGCUGUCAAGGAAUCGGCAGUGAACAUUUGCCACUCUUAACGUCUGUUGGUGGCAAACCUGCAGAGACAUUUCCUGUUGAAGAGACUUUGCCAUUACCCUUUUGUGAUAAAACUUGUGUAGGUUUUGAUACAGGACCUAUUAAAGCUGGGAACACUGGAAAAGAAAUAGACGAGCACAGUGACACAUUAAGCAAUUUUGAUUCAUCUUUAGAGUGGACCGACGAUGUAUGCAUAGAUAAUAGAGAAGAUUCUAAUAAAUGUAUCCAGAAAGUCACAAUUAACUCUGAUUUUGCCUUACUCCCGAAUAAAUGUAAAGAUACCAGCCCAAAUUUACAUAUUCCUCAUGUUUUAAACAUGGCCACUGAUCAGACUCCUGAAAACAAUAACCCAUUUUCAGAAGAUGCUCAAUCUCAGCCUUUCAUUACGGGAAGUGACUUAGACCAAAAUGAUGAACAGAUUUUACCAUCACCCUCUAGCAGUGACAACAGCAUCCAGCUAUUAAGUACCAAUCAGAAUGACUCUGGAUGUAUCACCCUUGAUAAAUCAAACAUGCAAAUUUCCAGUUCUUUGUUUUACCCUCUGGGAGAAAAGGAUCCUGUUUCCACAGAAGCACAUACACCUGAAUCUGAAGAUUUGGGAGGGAUUAGAAGUUUACGCCAUGACCAUAUUGAAGUUGAAACUGCCAGAGAAAGCAAACAAUGCUGGAAUGAUCCUAGAAAUUCUUCAGAACGUUCUGGACUAGUAAAUAACCUUUCCCUUUUAAAGUCCCUGUCUGAACACAGAACAGCUUUAGACAGCUUGGAAAUGUUGAAAAAGGAAAAUAUUAUCUUUCAACAACAAGGAACUCAACCGAUAUAUAAGGCAGAUAGCAGUUCUGAAGCUAGGAAACCAUUUACUACAGAAAUUUCACAAGCUAUACCAAAGUCUUUUCAUCCGAACCAGGAUUCUCAACAGAUACUAAAAGAAAAUGAAGUUGAACCAAGUGAACCACCCAGGUCUCUGCAGUUCUUUUCCUCAGGAAGUGAAGAAGAGACUGCUUUUCUAGCUGAUAUUUCUAAACAAAUAGAGAGAAAAACCUGUGACCCUAAGCCUGUUGAGUUUCAAGGGCACCAGGUGAGAGGGUCAGCCACUAGCGGUGUGAUGGUCAGGGGUCACAGCGCACAGCUAAAAGGCAGGCAGUUUCCCGACGGCACUGCGUAUGAGAACUUCGUGACAGACACUUGUUCCUUCACACCAAAGCUGCCUAGCACAUGUCUGCAGGUUGACUUCUUGCAGUUGACACCACCAGAACAAAGGAUCUCUGCGUUGAGCCCUGUUUCUACGUUUCCUUUGAACUCAAGAAAUGAAGAUUUCUUACUAGAAUUCUCUGAGAAGUCCCUGAAAGCAAGAACGUCACCUGAUGAUCUUCACUUUCUCAACUUGGAGGGAAUGAAAAAAUCCAGUUCGCUGGAGAAUGGGAACCUUCAAAGGCUUUCAUUAGUAAGUAGAAGCCAAGUUCCACUUCCUGCUUUGCCACCUACUCCUGGGCUGCCUGACUUAGAUUCUUGUGCACGUGUGUUCCACUGUCACACGCAAGAGUCUUCUGCUUCCCCCACGUUCAACUUGUGGGAAGAGUCCGCAGUUCCGUUUUUCAGCUUUGGGCCUGAGGACCAAAGUGAAACUUCUUUCUCUGAAGAAUUGGGGGAAGUGACUCGAGGGGAUGUGUCACUUCUCGGUAAUGUAUCUACUCAAAGCAAGUGGCUGAAAUAUCAAAACACAUCCCAGUGCAAGUUGACUGCUCCAGACAGAGCUGAUAAGGAAGUAACUGAUGGCUUCUUUGCUGAGGCUGGUUCUGCACUGCGUUUUAGCAGCACAGGUGAAAGGCGGACUGAUGCUGUCCGUGAAAGCCCUCUGGACUCUGUGCAAAUGCAGAUGAUAAAAGGCAUGCUUUACCAGCAGCAGCAGGAUUAUAGCAGUCAAGAUUUGGUUUCCAGGAAGAGAGCACUUUCUCUGAAUUUAAAGCAGACUUCCAAGAAUGAAGAAAUGCAAAAUGUGUUAGGAGGGCCUGCUUGCUGCACCUACAGUGUAAAGGAUUUACAGGAGAUAAAUUGCUCUGAGCUGUGCUUCCCAAGUGGGGAAAAAAUAAAAUCUGCUUAUCUUCCCCAAAGGCAAAUUCACAUACCAGCUGUUUUUCACUCUCCUGCUCAUUAUAAGCAGAUUUUUACAUCUUGUCUCAUAGAACAUCUAAAUAUAUUGCUGUUUGGAUUGGCACAAAGGUUGCACAAAGCUCUUUCUAGAGUUGACAUGUCAUUUUAUACAUCACUGAAAGGAGAGAAACUGAAAAAUACGGAAAAAAAUGUACCAUCCUGCCAUCAUAAUCAGCCUGCAAAACUUGUCAUGGUUAAAAAGGAAGGUCCAAACAAGGGUCGUCUCUUUUAUACAUGUGAUGGACCCAAAGCUGAUCAAUGUAAAUUUUUUAAAUGGCUUGAGGAAGCAACUCCAGGAUAUUUAACACAAGAAGAAUGUCUCCCUAGCAUGGUUUUAAGUGAUAUUAAGAGUAUUGGCUUGUACUUAAGAAGUCAAAAGAUACCACUCUAUGAGGAAUGCCAGCUUUUGGUGAGAAAAGGAUUCGAUUUUCAGAGAAGACAGUAUGGCAAACUAAAGAAGUUUACUACUGUUGAUCCUGAGUUUUAUAAUGAACCAAAAACCAAACUUUAUCUUAAGCUGAGUCGGAAGGAAAGUUCUGCAAUUUAUGGUAAAAAUGAUCUUUGGGUGGUUUCAAAAACCCUAGAUUUUGAACUGGAUACUUUCAUUGCAUGCAGUGCUUUCUUUGGACCAUCCUCUCUCAAUGAGGUGGAGCUACUGCCUUUGAAAGGCUAUUUCCCUUCUAACUGGCCCAUUAACAUAGUGGUCCAUGCAUUGUUGGUCUGUAAUGCUAGCACAGAGCUGACUACUUUGAAAAACAUUCAGGACUACUUUAAUCCUGCUACUCUACCUCUAGCACAGUACCUGUUAACAAUGUCUUCGCCAAGUGCAUUUAGCAACAAAAGAGUCAGUCAGAGAAAAUUUAUCCCGCCAGCCUUCACAAAUAUCAACACAAAAUUUGAACUGCUCAGCCUGGGGCCAACGUUGCAGUUAGCUAGUGAGUUCAUUCAGGAGCAUAAGUUAAACGAGGAUCAGGCUGCGGCUCUAGUGCAGAUAGCUCAAAUGAUGGCAUCCCGGGAAGGUGCCGAGGAAGGGAAGGGGCUGCAGAUCCACACCCUCCCCAUCACGAUCAUACACGGUGUUUUUGGAGCAGGCAAGAGUUAUCUGCUGGCAGUGGUGAUUUUGUUCUUUGUACAGCUGUUUGAAAAGAGUGCGGCUCCCACAGUUGGAAACACAAGGCCAUGGAAACUUCUGAUUUCUUCUUCCACUAAUGUAGCUGUGGACAGAGUACUUCUUGGGCUUCUCAGUCUAGGAUUUGAAAAGUUUGUCCGAGUUGGGAGUAUUAGGAAGAUUGCCAAGCCAAUUUUACCUUACAGCUUACAUGCUGGCUCAGAAAAUGAAAGUGAACAACUGAGAGAACUGCAUGCGCUCAUGAGAGAAGACCUGACUCCUGUGGAAAGAGUCUAUGUGAGAAAAAGCAUCGAGCAGCAUAAACUGGGAACCAACAGAACCCUGCUGAAGCAGGUUCGAGUAGUUGGCAUUACCUGUGCAGCCUGCCCAUUCCCGUGCAUGAAUGAUCUCAAAUUUCCUGUAGUUGUGUUGGAUGAAUGUAGUCAAAUAACCGAACCGGCCUCUCUCCUUCCCAUUGCAAGGUUUGAGUGUGAAAAGCUGAUCCUUGUUGGGGAUCCCAAACAGCUGCCUCCCACCAUUCAGGGCUCGGAUGCAGCUCAUGGAAACGGAUUGGAGCAAACUCUCUUUGAUCGACUUUGCUUAAUGGGACACAAGCCAAUUCUCUUGCGAACUCAGUACCGUUGUCACCCUGUCAUCAGUGCUGUCGCUAAUGAUCUGUUUUAUGACGGAAGCCUCAGGAAUGGCGUUUCAGAAACAGAGAGGAGCCCUUUGUUGGAGUGGCUGCCAACGCUGUGCUUUUAUAAUGUCAGAGGACUGGAGCAGAUUGAAAGAGAUAACAGCUUUCAUAAUAUGGCAGAAGCUGCGUUUACACUCAAGCUGAUUCAAUCACUGAUUGCAAGUGGAAUAGCAGGCUCCAUGAUUGGGGUGAUAACAUUAUACAAAUCCCAGAUGUAUAAGCUGUGUCAUCUACUCAGCGCCGUGGAUUCUGAGCAUCCUCACGUGAGGACUGUGCAGGUGUCCACGGUCGAUGCUUUUCAGGGAGCUGAAAAGGAGAUCAUCAUUCUGUCCUGCGUAAGGACAAGACACGUAGGAUUCAUCGAUUCAGAAAAAAGAAUGAACGUCGCAUUGACCAGAGGAAGGAGGCAUUUGUUGAUUGUGGGAAAUUUAGCCUGUUUGAGGAAAAACCGACUGUGGGGGCGUGUGAUCCAACACUGUGAAGGAAGGGAAGACGGAUUGCAACAUGCAAGCCACUGUGAACCACAGCUGGACCAUCUCCUUAAAGAUUAUUUUGAAAAACAAGCAGAAGAAAAACAGAAGAAAAAGAAUGAAAAAGAGAAAAUCUAAAGAUAAAUCGCAUUUACAAAAAGACAUGGUAUAGACAUUUUUAAUUUAAGUAAAUUCAGAUUCAUUUUAUACUACAUAUUAAUUUUUUAUGUUUUUAUUACUCAAACCCUUUUUAUAAAAAUACUUUAUCUCUGAUAUUUAAAUAACAUAGUAAAUACAUCUAAAAAUUUGUUCUUCAAAAAUAUAUAUUAUUUAUAUUAAGAUAGGCAGAUGUUGAAGGUAAAAUAAAAUCCUAUUAAAAAUAACUAGUUUCUAAAAAGUAUAUUUUCUGUUUGCUAAAGAAAUGAAUUUCCCAAGGUGCAGGGGAAGGGAAAUACCAAUGUACUUCAAUGAUAAGUGAAUAUCUCAGAAGCUCAUCUAUGAGACACAUCUACACAGUCAGAAUGCCAGCACUCCUUUCUGAGCACUGUCUACCAGAAUCUUUUAAAAAUAAAUAAAAUGCUUCACUAUUUUAUAAAUGAAAAGAUUCAAAACAAAGCUUUUGAGAAGUACAAAAGAGAAGAAAGAAAAAAACACUCAAAGUUCACAACUGGAGACAGCAGUGCUCAACGCCUUGCCCUGGGCAAUGCCUGGCACCAUGUCUGGUAUAGAAGGUGCUUAAUAAAUAUCCACUGGAGGAAUGGACAGAUGAAUGAAAGACUACCUUUGGUUCAUUUCCUUCUAGCCUUUUUCCUGUGCGUUUAUUUGCACAGUAGUUAUUGAUAUGUAUAAUAUAUAUGGAUUAAAACUUUUUCCUUUUAACAUAAUAUAUUCU